AUGGUUAAGCGAAAGCUAGCCGCGCUGGAGAAGGUUGAGGCAGAUUUGCCCAAUCUUCAGCAGAAAAUUCGACGAGACUCAAAGUCUUAUGUCGAAGAUUUUCGAGCACAAUACUAUCAAUAUGAGAACCACCGUGAAAUUUUCAUGGCAACGCCGACUUCCACGGAAGCAGGAAUUAUAUCCUUGCGCGAUUUGAUAGAUUUUAUUUCGCACGUCGCGGAUUGUUAUCCCGAUAUAACAAAGGAUUUUCCGCAACAAUUAAUUGAUAUGCUUAUGCAACAUCAUGUGGACCUGGAGCCGGAACUGCGCGAGAAGAUCGUUGGAAGCCUGGUGCUUCUGAGGAAGAAGGAUAUUAUUGAUUCGGUAACACUCCUGCAUACAUUGUUUCCCAUUCUGGUCUCAACGCCUAGUAAAACCCUACGCCAGUUGCUUUUUCAGAAAAUCCUUUCUGAUCUGCGAACUUCAAACUCCAAAUCAUCGAAUCAUAAGCUAAAUCGAGCCAUGCAAACGGUCUUAUUUAACCUUGUGACGUCGGAUCGUACGUCCCCCAAAGCUUCAUGGGCAGUGAAAAUCACUAGAGAGCUAUGGAGAAGGCAGAUCUGGACCGACGCAAAGACAGUUGAGGUUAUGAAGGAAGCCUGCUUAGCUGAUAAUGAGAAGGUUGUUGUCGGCGGUGUUCGAUUCUUCCUCGGUGGUGACAAGGAGAGAGAAGAGAUGGAGGAUGAGAGUAGUGACGAUGAUGGCGUGGAUGUAGCCAAGUUAAAACAUCAAGUUGGCAUCAACAAGAAAACGAAGAAGAAAGCACGCCAAAUUGAAAAGGCUAUUACAAUGGUUAAAAAGAAGGAACGCAAGAAGAAAGCGCCUCAUCCGCUCAACUUCUCUGCAUUACAUCUCUUGCAUGAUUCUCAAGGCUUCGCAGAAGAGCUCUUCGCAAAGCAUUUGCAGAGCAGCAAGUCGAAGCUGAACCUCGAGCAAAAGCUUUUGGUUCUGCAAUUGGUAUCACGUUUGAUUGGUCUACAUAAACUUACACUCGUUCACUUUUACUCUUAUUUUCAAAAAUAUCUCACCCCUCGACAGCCCUCGGUUACGUCAUUCCUUGCAUCGCUUGCUCAGGCAACACACAAUCUUGUGCCACCCGACGAGCUCGAGCCUUUGAUCCAGAAAAUUGCAAACGAGUUUGUCUCCGAGGCUUCCGCUGCAGAGGUCGCUUCGGCAGGUCUGAAUGCUAUCCGUGAAAUCUGUGUCAGACAGCCUCUGGCUAUGAACGAAACUUUACUUCAGGAUUUGGUUUUGUACAAGAAGAGUAAGAACAAAGGUGUUAUGAUGGCAGCAAAGGGUCUACUGGGUCUAUACCGGGAUGUCGGCGCGGAGAUGUUGAAGAGACGUGACCGUGGUAAGGAAGCAUCCAUGGCUCUAAGCGCGGGAGAGAGGAAAGAGAUCCGAUUCGGCGAAGAAGCCGUUGGAGGAAUUGAGGGUCUCGAGCUGCUUGAGAAAUGGAAGGAAGAGGAAAGAAGGAAAAAGCGAAUUGAACAGGGUCUUCCAUCCGACGGCGAAGAUGAGGAAGAUCUUGAAGCAGAUGAAGCAGCCGGCUGGGCUAAUUGGGACGUUGAAGAUGACGACAGCGAUGACUCUGGCGGAUGGAUAAAUGUCGAGAGCGACGCUGAGAUUGAGCUCAGUGAUUCGGACGACGAUACACCUCCCUCCAAAAGGGCGAAGCAAGGUACCGAGGAGAAGGAGAACAAACCAGAAGAAACCGAGGCGGACAAGCAAUGGAGCAAACUUGCUACUAGUCGAAUCUUGACACCGGCUGAUCUUGCAAAAUUGGCUGAGCUCCGUUCUCAAGCAGCCGUCGAUUCUUUGCUCAAUGCGCGAUCCAAACGUGCACAAAAAGUACAGGAGGCCAUCAACCGACAUAUUGACGAGCCUCUUACAGCCGCAGAGAUUGAGGGACUUGCCAUGCUUUCCAAGGGAAAAGCUACACGUGAAGAAAAGAUUGCUCACGCCAAGGAAUCGAAGACUGAUCGAGACGAGUUCAAGAGCAAGACUGCUCGUAAGAAGGAAAGAAAAGUAGCGGAUGGAAAGAGUACAACGAACAAGGAGAAGGCCCGCAAGAAGAAUUUUUUGAUGACACUAGGCAAGGCUAGAAGCAAGAAUAAGCGCAGUUUGGUGGAAACAAGAGCAGUGCUGAAAGCUCAUCAUGAUCGAAAGAAGAGAGGUGGACGAAGAGGAAAUACUGGUUAA
This is a messenger RNA of Talaromyces stipitatus ATCC 10500, 2241 nucleotides long. RefSeq names its product SDA1 domain protein. Bases 1 to 2241 code for a protein of 746 amino acids. Lineage: Eukaryota; Fungi; Ascomycota; Eurotiomycetes; Eurotiales; Trichocomaceae. The record is from RefSeq and is a predicted model, not a curated record. The transcript is spliced from 4 exons. Gene Ontology annotation, cellular component: nucleolus. Gene Ontology annotation, biological process: ribosomal large subunit export from nucleus; ribosomal large subunit biogenesis.